AUGUUGCGCGCUGCGACCGUCCUCCACUCCCGCGCCCAGUGGCGCAAGGCGACGAGCUCCGUCGGCCAGCACCUUCGCUUCGCCAACCAGUCGUCGGGCCUGCCCGUCCGCGCCGCCUUCUCGACGCUCGCCCCGAGCGACGAGUCGACGUCGCUGACAACGCCGGCGCCGACGUCGGAGCUGGACCCGGUCAUGCUCCAAAACGGCGUGGACUUUGUGCAUACGGCGAUUUCGCCGGCGACCGCCGAGAUGGGCUACUCGCUUGCGGAGAUUGCGGUGCGCGUCUUGGACGUGGCCCACGUGACGACGGGCCUUCCGUGGUGGGCGACGAUCAUUGCGACGACCGUCGCGGUCCGCUCGGUGUUUUUCCCGAUUUCCGUCAUGUCGAUGCGCAACUCGGCGCGCAUGAACAUCAUGAAGCCCAAGCUCGAGAAGCUCCAGGAAGAGAUCAAGAGCUCGCAGGAAGCGUACGACCCGAAGAAGAUGGCCGAGUUCCGCGCGCGUGCCAAGAACCUCUUCAAGGAGCACGAAGUGCGUCCGUUCAUGUCGUUCCUGAUGCCGCUCUCGCAGCUGCCGAUUUUUUUGGGCUUUUUCUGGGGUCUCCAGGAAAUCUCGACGCACAUUCCCGAGUACGCGGGCGAAGGCACGCUGUGGUUCCAGGACCUCGCGGCGCCCGACCCGCUCUAUGCGCUCCCCGUCAUCUCGUCGGCGCUCAUGAUUGCGUCCAUGGAGGCGGGCGGUGACGGCCUUCCGAAGGAGUACCUCUCGCAGGCCAAGAUGGGCAUGCGCAUGGUGGCCCUCAUCAUGGUGCCGGUCGCGACAACGUUCCAGUCGGGCAUCCUCGUCUACUGGGUGACGUCCAACUGCUUUACGCUGACCCAAACGAUGCUGCUCAAGGUGCCGGCCGUGCGCUCGGCCCUUGGCAUCCCGAGCGUCCAGGCGUUGACGCCGUCGUUUUCGACGUCGGCGACGGCCGUGUCUCCGUUCCAGGCUGCGGUCGCCCAGGCGCAGAAGGGCAAGACGGUGCAGACGUUUGCCAACAAGCCCAAGGCGGCCAAGAAGCAAUAG
This is a messenger RNA of Saprolegnia parasitica CBS 223.65, 1068 nucleotides long. RefSeq lists its product as hypothetical. Gene Ontology annotation, biological process: protein insertion into mitochondrial inner membrane from matrix; mitochondrial respiratory chain complex IV assembly. Gene Ontology annotation, molecular function: membrane insertase activity. The coding region runs from base 1 to 1068 and encodes 355 amino acids. The record is from RefSeq and is a predicted model, not a curated record. The transcript has 9 exons. Gene Ontology annotation, cellular component: mitochondrial inner membrane. Lineage: Eukaryota; Oomycota; Saprolegniomycetes; Saprolegniales; Saprolegniaceae.